CCGAUGUUGAGUUACUUUCAAUUGUAACCCUAUGUAUGAAUAAAUAUUGCAUUUUAGCCCUUGAGUAUAAGAAAGAGUGCAAAAGGCCCAUAGUGCACAGUCAAAAAAAUUCUUACUUUUUCACUACCCACUCCAUCUCCUUGUCGUGAUGUUCUCCCCACGAAGAACCUUCACUGAUUUCUUCAAUUUUUUGAUUUCUUCUACCAACAAGAUUCGAUUACAUGCCCUAAACAAACCCUUGACUUGAUUACAGUGGAAUAUGGCUUGAUUUUGGUUUGAAUUUGUAUAGAUUACUCGGCCAGUUCGUCGACCACGAUGACUCGCCGUGAUUAUGGCCAGCCGAUCGAGGAGGAAUCAACUCGGGAGUCGCCCCGACUUCCCGUGGUACACUUUUUCAAGAUUUGUGGGUCCACAGUUUAUUGGGGUUGGAUAGAACAAGUUGGAUUGUUAGAAGGUAUUAAACCAAUUUUGGUUAAAUCUUUUGAUGGGGUGCAAGGAAGAUUUAUGUGUAUGGCAUGGAAGAGGCUGUUCCAGAUCCAAGAGAUUAUCUAUAAGGAAUUGGUGAUCGAGUUUUUAGCAACGGUUUCAUUUAGAAGGAAAAUUGGUUCGCUCGAGAACGGAAAUCUUACAUUCUGUUUGGGAGGAGAAAGGCGGGACCAAAGCCUUGUCGAGUUCGCGAUGAGGACGGAGAUUUAUCUCCCGUCCGAAGUUCACACUGAAUCAUGUAUUGAGUUUAUUACAGGUUGCAUCCGAAUCGCUAAGGGAUUCAAAGAUGAUACAUAUUGGCUGACUAUUGCAAAUGACACAUACAACAAAGGGACUGCACAAGAAAGCGAGAUCCGGUCACCUCUCCAUUGCCUCCUGCACAGGAAAAGAUCGCCACGAUUCUCCUCUAUAUGGCGAGAUGUUGAUCACCCGGAUUGCACGGUCCUUUGGCAUUCUUGA
Molecule: messenger RNA, 945 nt
Organism: Lactuca saligna
Lineage: Eukaryota; Viridiplantae; Streptophyta; Magnoliopsida; Asterales; Asteraceae
Source: the annotation of a GenBank genome assembly